This is a messenger RNA of Prunus avium (sweet cherry), 1542 nucleotides long. Its product is annotated as glutamate dehydrogenase 2. NCBI's taxonomy places the organism in Eukaryota, Viridiplantae, Streptophyta, Magnoliopsida, Rosales, Rosaceae. Gene Ontology annotation, molecular function: L-glutamate dehydrogenase (NAD+) activity. Gene Ontology annotation, biological process: L-glutamate catabolic process. Gene Ontology annotation, cellular component: mitochondrion. The record is from RefSeq and is a predicted model, not a curated record.
UCUAUUUUUUUUUGGCAUAUAUAAAUACCACUCGCUUGACCCCAGCUCAUCUUGAUCUUGUCUUGGUGUUCUUCUGGCUUGCUUUCAGCUUCUGGGUUUUCACUAUUUCAUUUAUUUCAGGCACCCAUGAAUGCUCUUGCAGCCACCAACCGCAACUUUCGUCAUGCAGCUCGCAUUCUUGGGCUGGAUUCUAAGCUUGAGAAAAGCCUUUUGAUUCCCUUUAGAGAAAUCAAAGUUGAGUGUACAAUUCCAAAAGAUGAUGGCACUCUGGUUUCUUAUGUUGGGUUUAGAAUCCAACAUGACAAUGCUCGUGGGCCGAUGAAAGGAGGAAUCCGUUACCACCCUGAGGUUGACCCAGAUGAAGUGAAUGCUCUAGCUCAACUAAUGACAUGGAAAACAGCUGUAGCAAACAUUCCUUAUGGUGGAGCUAAGGGUGGGAUUGGGUGCAACCCAAGGGACUUGAGUAUCAGUGAAUUAGAACGGUUAACUCGUGUGUUUACUCAGAGGAUCCAUGAUCUCAUUGGAAUUCACAGGGAUGUUCCUGCCCCUGACAUGGGAACUAAUGCGCAGACAAUGGCUUGGAUUCUUGAUGAGUACUCAAAGUUUCAUGGGCAUUCACCUGCAGUUGUGACUGGAAAACCUAUUGAUCUUGGGGGUUCACUUGGAAGGGAGUCUGCGACUGGACUUGGGGUGGUUUUCGCAACAGAGUCUGUACUUGCUGAAUAUGGGAAGUCAAUUUCUGGUAUGAAGUUUGUUAUCCAGGGUUUUGGAAAUGUUGGAUCAUGGGCAGCCAAGUUGAUCCAUGAUAGAGGGGGUAAGGUCGUUGCUGUUAGUGACAUCACUGGUGCAAUUAAAAAUCCAGAUGGAAUUGAUAUUCCAGCUCUGCUGAGAUACAAAGAGAGCAAUGCAAGUUUGAAGGAAUUCCAAGGGGCAGAUUCUAUGGACCCGAAUGACUUGCUUGUUCAUGAAUGUGAUGUUCUCAUUCCAUGUGCCCUAGGAGGGGUCAUUAACAAGGAAAAUGCAGCUGAUGUGAAGGCAAAAUUCAUAAUAGAAGCUGCAAAUCAUCCCACUGACCCUGAAGCAGAUGAGAUUUUGUCCAACAAGGGAGUUGUUAUUCUCCCCGACAUAUAUGCAAAUGCCGGUGGUGUGACGGUGAGCUACUUUGAAUGGGUUCAGAAUAUUCAAGGAUUUAUGUGGGAAGAAGAAAAAGUUAACUGUGAGCUUAAAAGGUACAUGCACAAGGCUUUCCAUGACAUCAAAGCAAUGUGUCAAAUUCAUAACUGCAACUUGAGAAUGGGAGCUUUUACUCUUGGGGUGAACCGGGUUGCGCGUGCUACGACCUUGAGGGGCUGGGAAGCAUGAAUUUACUUUUUAUUUGCUAUGUUUUUUUGCCCAUCAGAUGGUUCUCUUAGUCGUUACAAAAAAGGUAAAAGAAGAGAAACUUAUCUUCUUUUUUUUAAAUUUCAGUCGUGCAUGUAAUGGGAAAUGAAUGAAGGUAAUGGGGUUGUUAUUAAAGAAAUAAUAGUACUCAGUUUAUUAACA